Messenger RNA from Sardina pilchardus (European sardine), 688 nucleotides. It is a transcript of the gene ndufb8, whose product is annotated as NADH:ubiquinone oxidoreductase subunit B8. The transcript has 5 exons. Gene Ontology annotation, cellular component: mitochondrion. Gene Ontology annotation, biological process: mitochondrial electron transport, NADH to ubiquinone. Lineage: Eukaryota; Metazoa; Chordata; Actinopteri; Clupeiformes; Clupeidae. The record is from RefSeq and is a predicted model, not a curated record. Bases 10 to 618 code for a protein of 202 amino acids.
UUUUCACGCAUGCGUACAAGUCCGUUCUGUGUCAGGUCAACAGAACGAAAGAUGGCCGCGCUUCGAGCAGGGAGCUUGGCCCGGGCCCUUCAUAAAGCUAAAGGGCAAGGAUUUGCCCAAAUGUUUUUUGGGGCAAGAGCAGCCUCCGGAGAAUCGAAGGAUUCGCUCCCUGGCGCAUUCCCUAAAACUCCCGAGGAGAUAGCUGCGGCUGCUAAAAAGUAUAACAUGACAGUACACGACUACAAACCUCAUCCAGAUGAUGGCUUGGGGUUUGGAGACUAUCCAAAGCUGCCAGCCAGAUCACAGGCAGAGAGAGACCCCUGGUAUUCAUGGGACCAUCCUGACUUGAGGAGGAACUGGGGAGAGCCGAUGCACUGGGAUUUUGACAUGUUCAUCAGGAACCGUGUAGACACUUCCCCCACUCCCGUGGAUUGGCAGACGAUGAGUCGUACUCUUCUGGGAUUUGUGGGGUUCAUGUUGUUUAUGUUUUACCUUGGCGAAGUCUUUCCAUCAUACCAACCUGUGGCACCUAAGCAGUAUCCAUUCAAUAACCUGUACUUGGAGAAUGGAGGGAACCCUGAGAAAGAGCCAGAGGAAGUGAAGAAUUAUAAAAUCUAAAAUGUAAAAAUAUUGUCUGUACUGUUCUAUGUUUCUGUUAUCCUAAUAAAAUAAUAACUUAAAACAGUUA